Melospiza melodia melodia is the source of this 1629-nucleotide messenger RNA. RefSeq names its product cystathionine gamma-lyase-like. Gene Ontology annotation, molecular function: pyridoxal phosphate binding; carbon-sulfur lyase activity. The transcript is spliced from 12 exons. The record is from RefSeq and is a predicted model, not a curated record. Gene Ontology annotation, biological process: transsulfuration. Gene Ontology annotation, cellular component: cytoplasm. Bases 1 to 1200 code for a protein of 399 amino acids. NCBI's taxonomy places the organism in Eukaryota, Metazoa, Chordata, Aves, Passeriformes, Passerellidae.
AUGGCAGCUGGCAGCGCGCCGGGCUUCCUGAAGCCUUUCCCUCACUUCGCUACGCAUGCCAUCCAUACCGGGCAAAAGCCCGAGCAGUGGAGCUCUUGGGCUGUCGUGCCGCCUAUCACGCUCUCCACCAUAUUCAAGCAGCGAGUGCCCGGGGAUGAGGAGGAGUACAAAUACACCCGGUUCGGGAAUCCGAAUAGGCAUGUCCUGGAGAAGGUUGUGUCCGCCCUCGAUGGAGCCAAAUACAGCUUGGCUUAUUCCUCUGGCAUGGCAGCAAUUCUGAACAUCUGUCACCUGCUGAAGACAGGGGAAACAAUUAUCUGCAUGGAUGAGGUGUAUGAAGGCACAAGAGAAUUAUUCGACAAGGUGAAAGAGGAGUUCAAUUUGGAAGUGGUUUAUGUUGACUGCACAGACCCAAAAGAGCUGGAAAAAAACAUUAAAAAAUAUCCCUCGACCAAGCUGGUUUGGCUCGAGAGCCCCACAAAUCCUGUGCUGACUGUGAUCGACAUCCAAGCCUGCGCAGACAUCGCGCACAGGCACCCUGGGGUGCUGGUGGCCGUGGACAACAGCUUCAUGUCUCCAUAUUUCCAGCGUCCUUUGGCCCUGGGGGCUGAUAUUUGUAUGUCUUCUGCAACCAAAUACAUGAAUGGGCACAGUGAUGUUCUCUUGGGCCUGGUCUCUGUAAAUGAGAAAUGUCUCUAUGAGAGGCUGAAUUACCUGCAGAGGACCCUGGGAGCUGUCCCCUCUCCCUUUGACUGCUUCCUCUGCAACCGGGGCCUCAAGACUCUGCACAUCAGGAUGAAGCUGCACUUCCACAACGGCCUGGCCGUGGCCAAGUUCCUGGAAUCCCAUCCCAGUGUGGAGAAAGUCAUUUACCCAGGGCUGUCUUCCCACCCUCAGUAUGAGGUGAUGAAGAGGCAGUGCACAGGCGUUUCUGGGAUGGUCAGCUUCUACAUUAAUGGGAAUAAAGGAAAUGCCAUUGCCUUUCUUGAGAAAUUGGAGGUGUUCACCCUGGGCUUUAGUCUGGGCGGCUUCGAGAGCCUGGCAGAGCAUCCGUACACGAUGACCCACAACAAUAUGCCUGAUAAUGUAAAGGAACAUCUGGGAAUCAGUGACACCUUGAUCCGCCUCUCGGUGGGGCUGGAGGAUGAGGAGGAUCUGCUGGCAGACCUGGACCAGGCCCUGAAGGCUGCGUUUGCAUAAACCUUGAGGGUCAAAAAGGACCUUGGAACUGGACAUGGCUGUGGACGAGGACACGGAAAACCAAACCACUCUUGCUUUGCCUUUGCUUUGCCAGCAGAGCUCAGUGUUCCUCCUGCUCCUGCAGGGUUGGGGGCACAGGGGCUGCUUCCUCUUGCUGCUCUCGGGUCAUUCUCUGCUCACCCAUCAGCUCAGCUCAAAACCUGAUUGACCUCAGAUUUAUUUUAAUUAGGUUGGAGAUUUGCGUAAAAGCUUUUCUUUUUCUUGCUGCCUUUCCUUCUCUUGAUGCAACAUUGAAGCUGAAGUGAAAUCCAACACUUGGCAAAUAAUAAGUUUCUAAAGAGGAAUCUUUGUCAUUUGAAAAAAAUCAUGUGCUGUGGGAAUGAUUGGAAUUCUUUUAAUUAAAACCUGCUUUUCUUUUCCUUGCUUAUA